This is a messenger RNA of Paramecium tetraurelia, 207 nucleotides long. RefSeq lists its product as uncharacterized. NCBI's taxonomy places the organism in Eukaryota, Ciliophora, Oligohymenophorea, Peniculida, Parameciidae. The record is from RefSeq and is a predicted model, not a curated record. The transcript has a single exon.
AUGAACAAGCAUUCAGGAGCCUCGACAUAUUAAAAUAGUUAAAGACAAAAAUCACAUUAUUCCUAAUAAUCAAACCUACCUGAGAAAAUCAGAUUGGAAAGUCAUGGUUUAAUAGUUGCCAAAGAAAAGGAGAAAAAAACCAAGAAAGAGGAAAUUAGAAAAUAUUUAAAGAGCCAGAACCAAAAGUACAUUAAAGAUUUAUAUUGA